CUCUCGUGUGUUGCAAUCUGAAGGUUCUGGCGGAGACAAUAUAUCUCUGGAGAAGUCGAAGAAAGAGAAACUCAGAAAACUGAGCGUCGUCGGUAGAAAGCGUUCGAGCAACAAAGAGCACGAGAUGGGUGGGGAUACUGUUGUCUCCGAAGCAGAAAAUAAAUUUCUUUCCCAGUCACAAUCUAAUAUGAGUAACGGUACCAGCAAGAGAUUUAAGCUUCCCAAAAGGGUUUUUUAUGAUAGAAAUGGCGUGGGUCAUGCCACUGUUCCGCGAAAGCUACGGUCAGCCAUGAAGAAGCGCAAUCGCGAAUCUGUCUCUCCCCCUUUACCCGAUUUGAAGAAACUGAAUCAUAAAGUUGAUAUAUUAGAAUCAUCCGUAAUGGAUGGCACAAAGAGAAAGGAAACAAACAUGGAAUUAGGUGGCUCAGACUGGUCCCCAGGACAGGCUGUUUCUGGGCCAAUCACUAAAGAUGAAGAAGAAGUUGUAGAGACCCUGUACUCUUUAGCAAGCAUGUUCCCCCUGAAUGACACAUAUGCUAAGAGUAAAUUAGCAACUUGUUCCCAAGAAAAGAAUUCAUCUUCACCAAAGAAUAGGGAGAGUUUGGGCACUGCUGUUGAAGCUGUAAAGGAGGAUUUAAACUCAAAUUACCUCUCAAUCCCUGAGGCUGUACAUUUGACUAGUGCACAGACAUCAUCCCAAGAAAAAGUUAAUUCUUCAAGUGAGCCCACCGUUAAGUGGCAGCCUGAUUUUCCCGGCAUCAAACAAUUUGAGAUGGUCUCGGAUAACUCUGUCCCACAACUGAAGCUGAACACUGCUCUUCCCUCUUUAUAUAAGACUGAGCAGAGUAACAAAAAGCCAUUGUUGUGCAACCCUCCCAAUGUUCUACCUGAACUAAGUCCGAAUGCUAGAUUGAAGCAGUCCUCUUUUUUCGAUGAUGCACUUCUUGAACGAAAGCCAGAAAUUUCACUUGGGGCAACAAUUUUCAAUAAUCAGUUUGGACAAGAACAUAUAGCAAGGGAGUCCAAGAAAACUGGUCUAGCGCUGUGGCCUGGCUUGUAUUCAACGGUGUCUCGAGCAGAUGGGGUUCCCAACCAUUUGCUAUCCUCUGUUGCCAAAAUUCCAACUUGGCUGGAUGGGGCAAUAUGUGACUCCCGGACUUGUGCCCCAGAAAAUGGAUCUUCAAAUACAAAGGUUUCCAAAGCCACUAUUAGCAGAAGGUCAACAAGGAGUGUGACUCAUGUGUACAUUAGUCGACUCAUUCAGGUUUUACAGAUGUCAAGUACCAAAAAUUCUCCUCUACCAUCUAAUCACCUGAAACUCCAUCAAGGAUCAAAGCAACAAGUUUCUAUGGCUGUUAAUGAUUUAAACAGUGGAGGAGAUGAUUUGAACUGUUUUGUUUCUACUCGAAAUAUAGUAAAUUUCUCUGCUGAGAGAAAUUCAUAUGAAGCUAAAAGUGGUGUUGUUCAGAAUAAAAACCUUCAUCAAGAUCAGUCAAAGGUAAUAUCAGCAUGUGGGGUACAGACUUCUCAGAACCAGAGUUUUGAUUUCUUGUCCUUGUCUGCCGGAUGUGGUGGGGCAGAAGCUAAAAGUGGUUCUAGUAAAGCUGGAAAUAGAUUGGAAUUACAAUCUCAGAUCGAGUUGCCAUUCCUUCAUUCCCUUCAGCAGCAUCACCCAGUCAUGCCUUUCGUACUGCCUCGAACCUCCCCUGCAUACAGUGACCAGCUACCAGCAGCAAUUGCACAAGAGCAGGCCAAGCUGCAGCUUCCCCCGAAUAACAGCAGCAGUUUAUUUUCACAUUCCCUCCAAACAUCUUUGGUCUAUACAAAACAGCAUGAGCAGCAACAACGCCUAUGGGCAGCAAAUUUAUCGGCUCAAUUCCACCCUGCAGGAAUCGCAAAAUCUUCGGGCCAGUGGGCAAAUGGAAAGCAAGAACAUCCCGUGUUGAUUCCAUGUUCCCAAUCUAUUACCCCUUCGGCUCUAGAAGUAUUAUGCCCCAGAUACACCCCAAUGUCUCAACACCAGCAACAUUUGGUGCCUGCCAGCAUGAAGAGGCAGGACCUUCAGCGCAUCCCAUCUUUGUACGAAGAAACUGCAGUUCCCUUUCACGCUGCUAGUGCACUGCCGUUGCAGUUACUCUAUAAUGAGUGCCUACGAAGUUAAGAUGGUCCGGUAGCUUAUGGCGUUUAUUAAGAAGAUGGAUGCACACAUUGUUUAAUUCCUUUUUCCAUUGUUCAUACAGACAAUUACUGUUCUUGCACAUUCUGGUGGAUAUAGAAGAUCAUUGAAGGAGGUGGCUUGGUGCAGCGAGCAGAAUCCCCCGCUAGAGGCUAUAAUAGGGGUUGGUUUUGCCCAAAUAUUUUGUAUAAUUUCUUUUUUUUUCCUUCCGUGUAUUUAGAGCACAAAGUUCCUCAUUUAUAAGGGAAUGUUUUACUCAUUUAUACUUUGCUCUAGAUUAAGCAUUUAAGGAUAACGCGGUAAAUAUAGUUGACAGCAGGUUAUUGUAUUCUUA
Molecule: messenger RNA, 2510 nt
Organism: Carica papaya (papaya)
Lineage: Eukaryota; Viridiplantae; Streptophyta; Magnoliopsida; Brassicales; Caricaceae
Source: RefSeq, a predicted model, not a curated record